CGCGUUCCCGGCGGCCCAGGCAGGAGCUGGAGACCAGCGACCGGCUGCAGGCCAGGCUCUGAGAGGGCGCCGCGAGCCCGAGAAGUGGGACCCUGCGAGGCUGCAGCUGGCGCGGGCCUGGCCGCCCCUCUGUCGGAGGGCCGGGCCACAGCGCCAAGCGCAGAGGCUGGGCUCCCGGGGCUGACGGCCAUGGGCGGGAGCCGGAGACGGCAGCGGCAACGGCAGCGGCAGCAGCGGGCCCCACGGGCGGGGAGGCGCGUGGCCCACGGCCCCUGACGGCCCCGGAGGCGAGGCGUGCUCCCGCGCUUCCUGAGGGGGCCGUAGCCAGGCAACGCCCGGCGCGCCCGCCCAUCCCCCGCUGCCCUUUUUUCCCUGCCUGGGUGCGAGGGAGCAUGUCUGUGUCUGGCUUCGGCCAGCAAAGAGUUAAGUCGAGGGGCGUGGAGCUGCCUUCCUCUUGGGGGUGUGCCCCCCUCCCCCGCUAGGCGGCUCGGCCUCCCGCGGUAGGGUAUGGCCUGGGGUCCGUGCCCGGGACCCGUGGUCCCACGCACCGGCCAGUGAAAGACGCCUUCCUCUUCCCGCCCUCUUCUUUCCCUUGCCGGCCAGCACCAUGGGAUGUAAUAUGUGCGUGGUCCAGAAACCGGAGGAGCAGUACAAAGUGAUGCUUCAGGUGAACGGGAAGGAGCUCUCCAAGCUGUCUCAGGAGCAAACCCUAGAGGCCCUGCGUGCCUCCAAAGAACCCCUGGUGAUCCAGGUGCUGAGACGCAGCCCCCGUCUGCGGGGGGACAGCUCCUGCCAUGACCUUCAGCUGGUGGACAGUGGCACUCAGACCGACAUCACCUUCGAGCAUAUCAUGGCACUGGGCAAGCUGCGCCCACCCACCCCACCCAUGGGCAUCUUGGAGCCGUACGUCCUUUCUGAGCUCCCCCCCAUCAGCCAUGAGUAUUAUGAUCCAGCGGAGUUCAUGGAGGGCGGCCCGCAGGAGGCAGAGCGAAUGGACGAGCUGGAGUACGAGGAGGUGGAGCUGUGUAAAAACAGCCACCAAGACAAGCUGGGCCUGAUGGUGUGCUACCGCACAGAUGAUGAGGAGGACCUGGGCAUCUACGUUGGAGAGGUAAAUCCCAACAGCAUUGCAGCCAAAGACGGCCGGAUCCGUGAGGGAGACCGAAUCAUCCAGAUUAACGGAAUGGAUGUCCAGAACCGAGAGGAGGCAGUGGCUAUCCUGAGUCAGGAGGAGAACACCAACAUCUCCCUGCUGGUGGCCAGGCCUGAGAGCCAGCUAGCAAAGCGGUGGAAAGACAGUGACAGAGAUGACUUCCUAGAUGACUUUGGGUCUGAGAAUGAAGGGGACCUUAGUUCCCAGAAGCUGAAGUCACCCCCUGCCCAGCAGACUGGAAAUGAUGAAAAGGGGGCUCCUGAUGGGGGCCCAGGCUUGAGCAACAGCCAGGAGUUGGACAGCGGUGUAGGCCGGACUGAUGAGAGUACCCGCAAUGAAGAGAGCUCUGAACAUGACCUGCUGGGUGAUGAGCCCCCCAGCACCACCAACACCCCUGGAAGUCUGCGCAAGUUUGGCCUGCAAGGAGAUGCCCUGCAGAGCAGGGAUUUCCACUUCAGCAUGGACUCUCUGCUGGCCGAGGGGGCAGGACUGGGAGGGGCUGACCUGCCUGGGCUCACUGAUGAGGAGUAUGAACGUUACCGGGAACUGCUGGAGAUCAAGUGCCACCUGGAGAAUGGCAACCAGCUAGGCAUCUUCUUCUCCCGGGCCUCCAGUGGCAAUAGUGCCCUGGAUGUCAACCGCAAUGAAAGCCUAGGCCAUGAGAUGGCCAUGCUGGAGGAGGAGCUUCGACACCUAGAGUUCAAGUGCCGCAACAUUUUGCGGGCACAGAAGAUGCAGCAGUUGCGAGAGCGCUGUAUGAAGGCCUGGCUGCUGGAGGAGGAGAGCCUCUAUGACCUAGCAGCCAGUGAGCCCAAAAAGCACGAACUGUCUGAUAUCUCUGAACUACCAGAGAAAUCAGACAAGGAUAGCACCAGUGCCUACAACACUGGGGAGAGCUGCCGUAGCACUCCACUGCUUGUGGAGCCUCUGCCUGAGAUGCCUCUGAAGCGAUCUGCUGCUGGCAAUUCCAACUUGAACCGAACCCCUUCUGGCCCUCCUGUCACCACCCACCCCAAGGGGGCUCCUUCACCAGGAAGCCCUGCCAAGUUCCGAUCACUCUCUCGGGAUCCUGAGGUGGGCCGGAGACAGCACACAGAGGAGCGUGUCCGCCGCAACACCAAGACAGGUGUUCCUCUGGAGCGUGUAGGCCCUGAAGGCAGCCCUUAUCUCUCCAGGCGUCAUCGUGGCCAGGAGAGUGAGCACUACCACAGCUGUGUGCAGUUGGCCCCACCACGCACCCUGGAGGAUCUGGGCCAUGGCUCCUUGAGCUUGGCUAGUGGUCCUCGGGUGGGUGGGGUGGUGGCUGCAGCUGUCGAAGCGCCCCGAAUGGAGUGGAAAGUGAAGGUUCGAAGUGAUGGAACCCGCUAUGUGGCUAAGCGGCCUGUGCGAGAUCGGCUGCUGAAGGCUAGGGCCCUGAAGAUCCGGGAGGAACGCAGCGGCAUGACCACUGAUGAUGAUGCAGUAAGUGAAAUGAAGAUGGGCCGUUACUGGAGCAAGGAAGAGAGGAAGCAGCACCUGAUCCGAGCCCGGGAGCAACGGAAGCGGCGUGAGUUCAUGAUGCAGAGCCGCCUGGAGUGUCUAAGGGAGCAGCAGAAUGGUGACAGCAAGCCUGAGCUCAACAUCAUCGCACUGAGCCACCGUAAGACCAUGAAGAAGCGAAACAAGAAGAUCCUGGACAACUGGAUCACAAUCCAAGAGAUGCUGGCCCAUGGUGCCCGCUCAGCUGAUGGAAAAAGGAUCUACAACCCUCUGCUCUCUGUUACCACUGUCUGAGCUGCCCCAGCAGAAGCCCAGCCCAGGUCUAGAAAGCCUGACCCUCACCCUCCCUUAGAAUCUAGUGUGUGUCUAUGUGUGUGCUUGUACGCUGUGCUCAUGUACACUCCUGUAUUUGUAUGUGUGCACAGACCUUUGGUAAUAGAAAGCCCCUAGAAGGGACACUUCUCUCCCACCACCUAUUUCCUUCUCCCCAAGAGGCUAUGCCAACAGCCAGCACAGAGGGCAUACCCAUAAAGGGCAACUGUGUGUUUGUGCAUGUUUGUGUACAUACACAGUGCUCUUGGUGUGUUCCUGGAGACAGGGAAGUCAGUGCAGAGAGAGGUGCAAUAGACUAUCCUAAGCACAAGAGAAUUUCCAGCUUCUUGCUGAGCACAGCCUCUCCCCACCCCUGGAAGCUGCAGUUAUUUGUAGAAAAAGGCAACCCUAAAUUUUGUGGUUUUUCUCCUUUUCUGUGCUUGCCAAUAGUUGUUUUCUGUUUUGUGGACCUGCUCUAGGGGCUGGCAGAUCCUUCAGGCAGCCUGACAAAGGUGGACCCCACCAAAUGCUGGCUGGGAAGGAGGUUGGGGGGAGGAAAAGAGGGAGGGUUGGGUGGGAGGGAAAGGAAGGGGAUGGGGAAGAAUAGGAAGCAGCUGUCCUGGUGGUCUCUACUCUGAGGGGUGGCAGGGAGGAUCUGAGUUGGCUUUUCAAAGUGCACCCAUGAGGCCCACCUCCUUCCCCAGUGACUUUCUGAAAGUGAAGUCACAGGGAUUAUGGGCACAGUAUCCAUCCAAAAAGCAUUUGCUGACCCCUGGCCUAUGCCAUUUGGAACAGAGCCACUCUUUUUAGUGGCCUGAUCAAGGAGCUUAGAUGUCCAGGGGUUUGAGAAGCCAAACCCAAUGAGCAACAGGCAAGACCUCACCUAGCCUAGAGAAGAUGUGGUGGGAGUUGGGAGGCCUGGACCCAGAAAAAGGAAGGUUGGCUGAGUGAGAGAUGCUUAGAACCUCUUUCAGCAAUGCAACUUUCUAAUGUGCCAUGUUUUAUGCCUCUCUGGCUUGGUGAAGCUCAUAUUGGAGGCUACAGGAUACCCCUAUUCCCUACCUACAUCCCAAGAAUAAAGCAAGCUGCCUUUUUACUCUGUU
Messenger RNA from Peromyscus leucopus (white-footed mouse), 4047 nucleotides. RefSeq names its product PDZ domain containing 4 (gene Pdzd4). The coding region runs from base 608 to 2926 and encodes 772 amino acids. Lineage: Eukaryota; Metazoa; Chordata; Mammalia; Rodentia; Cricetidae. The transcript is spliced from 8 exons. Gene Ontology annotation, molecular function: protein binding. The record is from RefSeq and is a predicted model, not a curated record.